UUCUCCACUACUCAGACGUUGUUCUGGGUGACAGCGGCGAUAUACCUUCUCUGGCAGCUGCUUUAUUACCCGAAGAGGGUGUUGUUGUUUUUUUCUCUACACCUGGCCGUGAGGUUUGGAGUACGUUAUGCGUAAAAACGCGCGUCGCGGUUGCGAAGCGGCACCGCUUUAGGUGUGGAGUUCUAAAAGUUGCCGAGCGAUUUCGUGAGGGAAAAUAGUUUUCUUCUUCCAAUGAGGAUUAGAAGAACCAUGGGGAUCUUGUGGGUGAUAUUAUGUUUAUGUGAAUUAUCAGAUGCAGUUAAGGACCUGACGAUGACCUCAACAGCCAAGGUCCCCAGCCCCAGUCACUUCAGCAUCUCCUGCAUCAGCGGUGAACGCAGCCCUGCUGAGUUCAAGAUGAAUAUCAAGAGAGAUAACGGGAUCCUUGUAUUACCAAAGCCACCGAGUUUUAAAGUGCACAAGGUGUCUCACAAGCUUGUCGUGGCAAAGGAGUUCGAUGGCCACGACACUAUUGGAAUCUUCUACUGUGAGACAACUCAGGAGGUCCCACCACUUAAGCUGACCAUGAUAAACAACGCUUUUGGAGCGAAUUUUAUUCCAAACCAGCUUACAAUGACCGUGAACAGGGGGGAGACAGCUCAUCUGAGCAUGGAGCUGCUGAGCUCCGAAAGGAGGGACGUGACCUGGAAAUAUAACGGAAACUACUACUAUAUCACUCACUGGAACGAAGUGACUGACCGCAUCGCUACGCUGACUGUGGAGAAUGCAACUUUGGCCAAUCAAGGGAUCUACAGUGCCAGCUUUUUUGGGGACAGCCCCCUCAACGGAGCCUGGAUGAGACUCAUCGUUAGAGACUGUCCCAGUAAAAAGUGGGGUCCUUACUGCGACAGAGAAUGCCCAGAAUGCCUUAACGGGGGAGUUUGUAAUGAUGUGGACGGGGACUGUAUCUGCCCUCCAGGAUUCAUGGGGACGCGCUGCGAGGCAGCCUGCAGGGAAGGAAUGUUUGGGAGAAGCUGCCAGGAGUCCUGCAGAACCGGCCAGAGAAGCAACUGCCAAGAGAUUCGCUUUUGCCUCCCAGACCCUUACGGUUGUUCCUGUGCCAGCGGUUGGUUCGGGAGGCACUGUGAAAAAGCUUGUGUUAAUGACACAUAUGGACCAGACUGCCGGUUGAGCUGUAAAUGUCAGAAUGGAGGGGUGUGCAACCGUUUCAGUGGAUGUCAGUGUCCCCUAGGAUGGAGAGGACAGGACUGUGAAAAGUCUGAGCGGGCUCCUCAGAUUCUGGACCUGGAUUGUAACCUGGAGUGUAAUCUGAAUUCCAGUCCUAAAGUCAAAUGCUCCGCUACAGGCAACCCCUUACCCAGCCACAACAGCUUUGAGCUGAGGAAGUUGGACAACACCGUGCUCAAGGCCUCUCGGACGAUCCAGGAGUCGAAUCAGAGCACAGCCUGGUUUGAGAUCCCUCGACUGAACGCUCAACAAGGGGGGCCGUGGGAGUGCAGGGUGUCCACCAUUCGAGGCCAGGACACCCGCAAGUUCAACGUCACCAUUAAAGUGCCCCCAGUUCCAACUACCGCUCCAAAACUACUUGAAAAGAGGAGUAAGCAAUUGCUGGUGAUGCCACUGGAGUCGCACAAAGGCGAUGGCCCCAUUGUCUCAACCAGACUCCUAUAUAAGCCUGUGCAGAACGGAGACUCCUGGUCCUCGAUUAUAGUGUAUAGUGACAAAGAGCCCAUCACUUUGAUGAACCUAGAGCCUUCGACACUCUAUCGUGUACGCGUCCAGCUGAGCCGUCCCGGCGAGGGAGGAGAGGGGUCUCCUGGACCGGAGGCGGUGAUGGAGACAGACUGCCCUGAGCCCACAGUUCAGCCCGAGAUCGAAAAUAGAACCGUGGAUUGCCGUAAUGCUAAAGUGUGGUGGCGACUGCCGGCCAACGCUGACAUCACCCCUGGCACGGCGACUGGCUUUUUAGUGCAGCUCUUCGAAUCCCCGCCAUACAAUGAGAAGGUUUUGGAGAAGACCACCCUGCUCAACGUGCUCUCCACCGAGUUCCACGACCUGAAGUAUCAUCAUGACUACAGCGUGGUGGUGCGCCUGAUCAACUGCGGCAGCCAGGGGCCGGCCUCCAAACCCUUCCAUUUCCGCAUCAACAGCCAGGGGCCAUCACCCCCCCGCAGCGUCCAGGCCCAGUCCCUUUCCACUUCGGCCAUCCAGGUGAGAUGGCAGCCCCCCGAGAAUCCAAAUGGAGGCAUAAUCAAAUAUGUUAUAGAGUACCACCCAGUUGGCCAAGGGAGCCCUCAUCACUGGCUGGACAUCGAUGACUUUAACAAGACCACGAAAGACGUGACGGCUCUCAACAGCAGCACCCUCUACCAGUUCAGAGUAAGAGCGUGCUCCAAAGUGCCGGGCGAGUGGAGCACGUUUGUUCAGGAGAAGACGCACGGGGAUGACACACAGAUUUUAGCACCGACCAUCCAAGGUGUUUCUGGGAAGCCGGCGGGGGACGGUAAUCAGCUGCUGGUCGCAGUGGUGGGCUCCGUAACUGUGACCUGCGUGACCAUACUGCUCGCCCUGCUGGCUCUUUUCUAUAUCAGGAAGAUGCUGCUCAACCGUCGGCGCACAUUUACCUAUCAGUCUGGAUCGGGCGAAGAAACUAUUCUGCAGUUUAACUCGGGAACCCUGACCCUCACCAGAAGGCCCAAGCCCACGCCAGAACCGCUCACCUAUCCAAUCCUCGAAUGGGAUAGUAUUAAAUUUGAAGACGUCAUCGGAGAGGGCAACUUUGGCCAGGUCAUUAAAGCCAUGAUCAAGAAGGACGGCAACAAAAUGAGUGCAGCCAUCAAGAUGCUAAAGGAGUUUGCCUCAGAGAACGACCACAGAGACUUCGCUGGAGAGCUGGAAGUGUUGUGCAAACUGGGCCAGCAUCCCAACAUUAUCAACCUGAUCGGAGCCUGCGAGAACAGAGGCUACCUGUACAUAGCCAUAGAAUACGCUCCCUACGGAAACCUGCUGGACUUUCUGAGGAAGAGCCGCGUGCUGGAGACCGAUCCCGCGUUUGCCAAAGAGCACGGUACGGCGUCCACCCUCACCUCCCAGCAGCUGCUGCAGUUCGCUGUGGAUGUGGCGACCGGGAUGCAUUACCUCAGUGACAAGCAGUUCAUACACAGAGACUUGGCAGCAAGGAACGUUCUGGUAGGGGACAACCUUGUGGCGAAGAUCGCAGAUUUUGGUUUGUCCAGAGGAGAGGAAGUCUAUGUCAAGAAAACAAUGGGGAGACUCCCAGUGCGCUGGAUGGCCAUUGAGUCCCUGAAUUACAGCGUGUACACUAGCAAGAGUGACGUAUGGUCCUUUGGAGUUCUCCUCUGGGAAAUUGUAAGCUUGGGUGGUACGCCAUAUUGUGGAAUGACAUGCGCUGAACUUUAUGAAAAACUGCCACAGGGCUACAGGAUGGAGAAACCCAAAAACUGUGAAGAUGAGGUCUAUGAACUAAUGAGGCAGUGCUGGAGGGAUCGGCCCUACGAGAGACCCCCCUUCUCACAAAUCUCUGUCCAACUCAGCCGGAUGCAGGAAGCCAGGAAGGCCUACGUUAACAUGGCCCUCUUUGAGAACUUUACCUACGCUGGAAUAGAUGCCACCGCAGAGGAGGCCUGACUACCAGCCCCCCCAGACCCUCGUAGACUGCGUAGCUCCAAGAGAAAGUGGAGCGGCAGGCCGCCACGUUACUGCCACCUUCCUGCCAGUCAACCACAGCACAGGAGGGCCGGGCGCUUCACUGCAACCACCCAGUUAUAGAUGGAGGACUGUGACAGGACACUUUAUUGAGGUAUCUGGAGCAGAAGGAGACGCGGAUUAUGACUGGACCUUCAGUGGAGAGUUGCAACUGCAGCAAACCUGGACGAAACCACCCUCUCUUUCAAAACAUGUAAAAAAAAAUUCCCAGUAAAAAUCAACCAACACAACAUUGUUCAUCUUGUUUUUUAUAAAUGGCCUUUUCUCUGAUCACCGAGGAAGGACCUGCAAACAUGGAGCUAUGUGAUUUGCUGAAACACCUAAGGGUCUGUGGGGUGUCUUUGCUGGAUUUUUGUUUUCGCUCAUGUGAAGGAAGAGAUCAUUUCGAUGGAGAAAACUUUAACGGACUUAGUUUGGAUCUCAACUUUUAUGGGAGUGAACUAUGACAGAUAUUUGCCCUUUUAGCACUUACAGUAGCCUGAUACUGUAUGGGCCAUGUGUCAUAAUUAUUAUCUCUGUACCGCGUGUCACUAUCGCGUGAAAAUAAGUACCGUUAUUUGUAUUUUGAUAUAUUUGUAAGAAUGUUUAAAAAGUAUCAAAGCUAUGUACUCGAUUUAGCCAGAGUAGUAGAACAAUUGAUGUUCAGCCAACGUGGAAGAUGUGUUGAUAUCAUAUGAUCUGCACACCAUAAAGCAACUUCCGCACUUAUUAGCAUCACUAGUAAAACAUGUAAAAAGCCUUAAAAUAAAAAGAUCUUUUAUUGCAGCGGCAUAAUAGAAAUAUCCUAAAUUCCCAUAUUAGAUAGUAAUAGUUAUUUUCUUUACAUUAUUGCUGCUAUUAUACUUAAUGGCACACAAGAAAAUAAAUCUAACCACCAUAGACAAGGAGCAGAAAGGAUAAGGAAAGUAAAACUAAAACUAAAAAAAAUCAAAUCCUAAAGUUUGAGGACUGCAGCACAGAAGGGGAUGGUCUAGUCACCAAAUCUCUAUAGCAACCAUUAGAUUAUAUUUACAUGGUAAUCAAUAGUUUGGGACGAAUGUUGGGGUAAAGACUUAAAAGAUGACUAAAAACUUAGCUUUUUGGAUAAUAAUGUUCUUAAAGGACCUGGGAACAUGCUUCCUUUAGAACACCAGGAGAUUUGUUAUGGCCUCUAUCAGGAAAUGAAAAUUGGAUCACCACUGAGUCUUUCAGCAGAAUCAAAAGUUUACUCCCAAAUAGUAAAUCAGACAGAAAAUAUACUGUAUCUCCAUCCAUGCUCUCUCAGUCCUCAGAUCUAAAUGCUGCAGAAAAUCUGUAGGGUUGAGGAGAACAGAGGCUGCUGGCUGAGCGUUACCGGGGAAGAGCAGCCGAUGUCCUUUUGUUAUCUGCAGGGGUGCCAGGAAGUUUGCAACGAGUGGUUUUGAGUGCGAGAUCUGGCUAAAGCAAUAACAGAUUUAUUUAUCAUCAGGCUUUUUACUGUUUUAUGUGUGGAGGGUGCUGUGGGAGUUUUUGGUGGUCAGUUUGUAUGCUGUAUUGUUAAAAUACAUAUAUGUGUCCUGCCUUCUGCCAUGGAAUGUGGUCAGAAUUACCUGUGGUGCAUAUUUAGUCUAUCGGACGUUACCAUCAUAAUUUACCUCUAACACUAGAGGCAACAAUGGUAAUGAGCAGAGCAUCGCAGAAUGUACAUUGGAAGUGCUUAUUCAUUUUAUAAAAUAAAGGGUUCUUGUGGUGUCUGGACUCCUCAGCACAAGUACCUAAUCAUGUAAAAU
This is a messenger RNA of Fundulus heteroclitus (mummichog), 5474 nucleotides long. RefSeq names its product tyrosine kinase with immunoglobulin-like and EGF-like domains 1 (gene tie1). The record is from RefSeq and is a predicted model, not a curated record. The transcript is spliced from 24 exons. The coding region runs from base 232 to 3648 and encodes 1138 amino acids. NCBI's taxonomy places the organism in Eukaryota, Metazoa, Chordata, Actinopteri, Cyprinodontiformes, Fundulidae. Gene Ontology annotation, cellular component: signaling receptor complex. Gene Ontology annotation, biological process: positive regulation of kinase activity; cell surface receptor protein tyrosine kinase signaling pathway; multicellular organism development. Gene Ontology annotation, molecular function: protein binding; transmembrane receptor protein tyrosine kinase activity; ATP binding.